Messenger RNA from Parathielavia appendiculata, 2517 nucleotides. Its product is annotated as NADH-quinone oxidoreductase. The record is from RefSeq and is a predicted model, not a curated record. Gene Ontology annotation, molecular function: NADH dehydrogenase (ubiquinone) activity; iron-sulfur cluster binding. Gene Ontology annotation, biological process: ATP synthesis coupled electron transport; cellular respiration. Gene Ontology annotation, cellular component: membrane. The transcript has 6 exons. Bases 73 to 2304 code for a protein of 743 amino acids. Lineage: Eukaryota; Fungi; Ascomycota; Sordariomycetes; Sordariales; Chaetomiaceae.
CCGCUGGAGAUACCCGCCUCGCCAUCUCCAAGACGUAUUUCUUCGCUCCAUAUCCUCCGUCGAGACGGCACCAUGUUGAGGCAGACAUUGGCUCGCUCGGCUUGGCGGACUGGCAAGCACCCGGCCAGCGCAGCAUGUCGGGCCUUUACGGCGACAGCUCAGAGAUCUGCUGAGGUUGAGCUCACAAUCGAUGGGAAGAAGGUUUCGAUUGAGGCCGGGUCCGCCCUGAUCCAAGCUUGCGAGAAGGCCGGCAUCACGAUUCCAAGAUACUGCUACCAUGAGAAACUCAUGAUUGCCGGCAACUGCCGUAUGUGCUUGGUCGAAGUCGAACGGUCACCCAAGCCCGUUGCGUCGUGCGCAUGGCCCGUACAGGCCGGCAUGGUCGUUAAGACCAACUCUCCCCUGACACACAAGGCCCGCGAAGGCGUGAUGGAAUUCCUGCUCGCGAACCACCCCCUCGACUGCCCCAUCUGCGACCAGGGCGGCGAGUGCGAUCUCCAGGACCAGUCGAUGCGGUACGGUGCCGACCGUGGCCGGUUUCACGAGGUUGGGGGCAAGCGUGCGGUGGAGGACAAGAAUAUCGGACCUCUUAUCAAAACAUCCAUGAACCGGUGUAUUCACUGCACGAGGUGCGUCCGGUUCGCCAACGACAUCGCUGGGGCCACGGAGCUGGGUUCGACGGGCCGUGGCAACGACCUGCAAAUUGGCACCUACCUCGAGAAGAACCUCGACUCGGAGCUGUCUGGCAACGUGAUCGAUCUCUGCCCGGUUGGCGCUCUGACGUCGAAGCCCUACGCCUUCCGCGCCCGCCCUUGGGAGUUGAAGAAAACGGAGUCUAUCGAUGUUCUGGACGGUCUCGGCUCAAAUAUCCGUGUCGACUCUCGCGGUCUCGAGGUUAUGCGCAUUCUCCCCCGGCUCAACGACGACGUCAACGAGGAAUGGAUCAACGACAAGACCCGGUUCGCCUGCGACGGCCUCAAGACCCAGAGGCUCACGAUCCCGUUGGUGCGCAGGGAAGGGAAAUUUGAGCCCGCGACAUGGGAGCAGGCUCUUACCGAGAUUUCGCACGCGUACCAGACUCUGGCGCCAAAGGAGAACGAGUUUAAGGUCAUUGCCGGUCAGCUCACCGAGGUCGAAUCCCUGGUCGCCAUGAAGGAUCUUGCCAACAAGCUGGGCUCGGACAACCUUGCCCUCGAUAUGCCCAAUGGCAGCCAACCAAUUGCUCACGGUAUCGAUGUGCGGUCAAGCUACCUCUUCAACUCCAAAAUUUGGGGAAUCGAGUCCGCCGACUGCAUCCUCCUGAUUGGCACCAACCCAAGACACGAGGCGGCUGUCCUGAACGCCCGGAUUCGAAAGCAAUGGCUGCGUUCGGACCUCGAGAUUGGCGUCGUCGGUCAGACCUGGGAGUCGACUUUCGAGUUCGAGCAUCUCGGUACCGACCUGGCCGCCCUCAAGGAGGCCCUGGCUGGUCCCUUCGGCAAGAAGCUCCAGGCUGCCAAGCGGCCCAUGAUUAUCGUGGGUUCCGGUGUCACCGAGCACGCUGACGCCAAGGCCUUCUACGAGACCGUCGGCCAGUUUGUCGACAAGAAUGCCGCCAACUUCCUCACCGAGGAGUGGAACGGCUACAACGUCCUGCAGCGGGCUGCAUCCCGGGCCGGCGCGUACGAGGUUGGCUUCGUCACCCCGUCUGCCGCCGUUGCCGAGACCAAGCCCAAGUUUGUCUGGCUCCUGGGCGCCGACGAGUUCGAGGAGGCCGACAUUCCCAAGGACGCCUUCAUCGUCUACCAAGGUCACCACGGCGACCGAGGCGCCCAGAUAGCCGACGUCGUCCUCCCCGGCGCCGCCUACACCGAGAAGGCCGGCACGUACAUCAACACCGAGGGCCGCGUGCAGAUGACGCGCGCCGCGACGGGCCUUCCUGGCGCCGCCCGCACCGAUUGGAAGAUCAUCCGCGCCGUCAGCGAGUUCCUCGGCGCGCCGCUGCCCUACGACGAUGUUGCGCAGCUCCGGGACCGCAUGGUCGAGAUCAGCCCGGCGCUGGCCGCGUACGACGUCGUUGAGCCCGUCGCGCUCAAGCAGCUCAGCAAGGUGCAGCUGGUGGACCAGAACAAGGGCUCCAAGGCGACGGGGCAGCCGUUGAGGAAGGUGGUGGAGAAUUUUUACUUUACUGAUGUCAUUUCGCGAAGCUCUCCAACCAUGGCGCGCUGCUCGGCGGCCAAGGAGACCGGCGACCCGCGGACAAACUUCAUGGCGCCUGGAAUGGAGGAGGACAGGCCGAUGGGCCAGAUCGCAUACGGUGUGUAGAAAAAAUGCUUCUCUGUUGUGAGAAGGAAAUAGAACCGUUGCUGUCCAUCAUACACCUCGUUCUCUCCACCUGGGUCUGUCCUCCUUUCCUUUGUUAGCUGGUGUUUGUACAUACCUGGAGUCGAAAGGGAAGCAGUGAAGUAAAUAGUAUGUAUGUGUAGUUGUCAAUUUGAACAACAGGGCUCGCCAUGAAUGAGAUGAUGAUGGUUCUUG